AUGGCUGAAGGAAAUAGCACCUGGGUGGCAGAAUUCAUUCUUUUGGGCUUUUCAGUACAUAGAGAGAUUGAAAUUACUCUCUUUCUGCUCAUUUUAGCAGUAUAUGCUCUAACUUUGGUAGGAAACAUUGGGAUGAUUUCUUUAAUCAGGUUGGAUUCUCGACUUCACACACCCAUGUACUUUUUCCUCAGUAACCUGGCCUUUGUAGACCUUUGUUAUUCCUCAUCAGUAGCCCCCAAGUUCCUGCAGACCCUCCUGACCAAGCACAAAUCUAUAUCUUUCUAUGAAUGUGCAACACAGCUGGGUUUUUUCUGCUCAGACACCCGCCUCAAAGAGAUCCCGAUUUUCAUCUUUGCUGGAUUCAACAUGAUCAGCUCACUAACCACCAUCCUUAUUACUUACUUGUACAUUGUGGCUGCUGUUUUGAGAAUCCAGUCUGCAGAAGGGAGGUGUAAGGCUUUCUCAACGUGUGCCUCUCAUCUGACUGCUGUGACUAUAUUCUACGGAACUCUGAUAUUCAUAUAUCUGCAGCCAAAAGCAAACCAUUCCCUUGACACAGACAAAAUGGCCUCUGUGUUCUACACAAUGGUCAUUCCCAUGCUGAACCCCAUGAUCUACAGCUUGAGGAAUCAAGAGGUAAAGAAUGCUCUGAGAAAAGCCAUUGAAAAAGUCAUGUCCUGCAUCUAA
Messenger RNA from Galeopterus variegatus (Sunda flying lemur), 687 nucleotides. RefSeq names its product olfactory receptor 1038-like. Gene Ontology annotation, cellular component: membrane. Gene Ontology annotation, molecular function: G protein-coupled receptor activity; odorant binding; olfactory receptor activity. Bases 1 to 687 code for a protein of 228 amino acids. The record is from RefSeq and is a predicted model, not a curated record. Gene Ontology annotation, biological process: G protein-coupled receptor signaling pathway; sensory perception of smell. The transcript has a single exon. Lineage: Eukaryota; Metazoa; Chordata; Mammalia; Dermoptera; Cynocephalidae.